This is a messenger RNA of Gallus gallus (chicken), 1121 nucleotides long. It is a transcript of the gene CHIR1B2, whose product is annotated as platelet glycoprotein VI-like. The annotation marks the transcript as partial. The record is from RefSeq and is a predicted model, not a curated record. NCBI's taxonomy places the organism in Eukaryota, Metazoa, Chordata, Aves, Galliformes, Phasianidae. The transcript has 5 exons.
CUGCUGUUCCCUGUCCUAGUGCCCCGACCCUCCCUGUUGCUGCACCCCAGCCAGAGGGUGUUCCUGGGGGACAAUGUCACCCUGCGGUGCCACCUGCCCCAGCUGGCUAGCAGGAUCCAGCUCUGCCAGGAUCAGCGUCUGACUUCCUGCAUGGACAAGUAUGAGAUGCAGGAUGUAGCUGACUUCUACAUUACCACAAAGCGGGAACAUGCAGGGACGUAUCGGUGCCGGUAUCAGGUGCCGAAGCCAUUGAAGACAUCAGAGAAGAGUGACCCCGUGGAGCUGGUGGUGACAGAUCUGAGCUUCCCCCCACCCGGCAUUUCCCUGAGCCCUGGGGGACACGUGGGGGCGGGGACCAACAUCACCAUCCGUUGCUGGAACAAGGAUUAUGGGGCCACUUUCCUCCUGCACAAGGACGGGUGCUCAGCUGCCCUCCAGCGCCAGCACCCCAAUGAAGGGGGUAUGGCCACCUUCACCCUCUUUCAGGUGACCCCAACUGAUAAUGGCACCUAUAGGUGCUCCUACCUCAUCAAAGGCUACUUCCCCUUACUGUCCUCACCCCUUGGGGACAACGUCACUCUGGAGGUGACACCCACAUCUGCACACCCAGGUGCUGCCGUGGAGUCCCACAGGAACAUGGUGGUGGCAGUGGCAGGGGGCUGUGCUGUCGCCUUUGUGUUCAUCCCCCUCCUCAUCAUCUUCUUCCUCCUCACUACCCGCAGAUGCCAGAGGCUGAGAGAUAAGCGCCAUGGUGCAACCCCCAGAAGGCCCGAGGCUGUGCAGCUCCAGGCGCCAUGCAGUGACAGCGACUGUCUGACCUAUGUUGAGCUGCAAGCAGAGCCCCCCACAACUCGGUCCCCUGGUCCUCCUGCUGACUCCCAACCCCCCACUAUCUACGCUGAUGUGCGCACCGGGGGACCCCACUGAUGUCCCCCAUAUGUGUGGACAUGCACGUGGAUGUUGUGUGCACAGAUGCACUUUAACCGUGCACACUGCUGGUGUGCUGUGUGUGCUUACAACCACGUGUGCAAUACAUGCAUGUACCACUGCAUGUGUUCAUGUGAAUUACAUGUGUGUACACCAUCACAUGUCCUCAAUUAAUUUACACAUGUGUGCUUUGU